UGUAGGUUCGGACACAAUGCCUUUGUCCGUGGCCACACAAGUCAUAGAUAUGGUGAUGGCCCUGCAUUAUACGUCGACCUGGAAAGAGAUUCAAUCACAUUUUCAGAGGAUGAGAUAGAGACCUCGGUGGACAUAGACAGUAUAAUUUGGACGACAAAGGUGUUCCGAUGCAAGGGUUCUGUGGGGAUCUACAUCACUCCGCCAUUUCAAACAAAGCCUGGCAUAUUCAAGCACAAUCACACAUAUGUCGACAUUAUAAUACCGCAGUCAGAAGAGGAUGCCAACAGUCCUGGUGGAAGAAUGGAAUGGCUGUCCAAAAGAUUUCCCAUGUCUGCCAUCCCUCACGCCUCUAUUGGGCGCAUAUCCUCCGCUUCCUCGACACUCAAUCUUUAUGUUGCAUUCCCAAGGAUGAUACAUCAACAUCCGAUGAAUGGUCGUAGAAUCACCCUGAUGCCAAAAGAGGUCUUGGAUAUCUUUUGGGAUAGAGUGCUGCUGCCAUCCGUAGGAGACUGCACCGACGUCAGCUGGGCGCCUUACCUCAAGCACACUUUGGAGGAGGCAAGAUAUAAGGCGAGAGGUAGAGAUGGACGCAAAGGCGGAUGGGGACCUCCAAAGACGAUACCCCUCUCUGAUGAUGACUUCAGAGAUGUUCAGAACCGUAUGGAAGCUCGCAUACGUGAUGGAGGGGGAGAGCUUAGUAUGUAUGGAUCGUUGUUCUUUAUUCUGGAGGGAAAGGGAAUCAAGCUCCUGACAAAGGAUGGACAGAGAGGCCGUUUCUCAGGACCAGAGGAGGCCCUGCGUCGAAAUCUGUCCGACCUUGACUGGUCAUAUAUGAUGGACCGGAGGCAUGGGGAGCUUCUGGUCGAUGUGGGCAUCUCAUUCACGCCUCGCUCUCCAGAUGUUCCUGUCGUCGGGGUGUGGAGAUUAGAUGCGUUGGAGGCAUCGUUUGGUGCAGGAGGCUACAAGCGAGGCGAGAUACAUCACCAUAACAUGCUGUCCAGAUAUGGCGCGCUGCAGGCAGAAAUGCAACAGGAAAGGUCGCAGCAGACGCACAUAGCAUUCAGGAGCACCUAUAAUCUAUACUACGAGUCGAUCCGCACGAACAACAACCAGGCGAACUUUGCUUCCGACAGCGAUGCAUACAAGCUAUCUCCUUCAUACAUGGCUGAAUGCUUUGACAUCAUGAAGGUGGUCGAUCAUUGCAAAGGGAAGACAUACGGUGUUAGAGAUGAGUAUAGGGUCAGUGGUCACGCAGCAAGGAUCAUGUUGGACAAUAUAGAAAGCAAGGCUAUUCAAUAUCUGCAAUCAGAUCCAAUACUAUGGAUCCCAUCCACAAUCUGGUUCGAGCUUAUCAGGCGACGUGUACGGGAGAUUCAAAGGACCCAAAUAAGCAUUGUAAAAAAGAACCCUCCAAAUCUUGGCAUCCUGACUGGUCUGCUAAACCACAUGCUUCGCUCGACUACAUCAACCCCUAUCAUCUAUGACUCCCAUGUCCGUGAAUCCCUCACCCUCCUUGAAUACAGGAAUGUACUCGAGACAGCAGGAAUGUUUUUCUUGCAGGAUUUUGAUAUAAACAGCGACACAUGCUUGGAGGAGGUGCAGCAAAUCGAUGAUGUUAAUGUUUUGGGACUUAUGGGCGUAACCGCAAAGGCGCAAAGGGACAGAGCAGUGGGAAGGAUGGAUGCAUGGCGAAGCAAUGAGUCAGAAUCAAAAGAUUAUCCUCUUGGUCGGACGCCAACCUGGACUAGCCUCAAGACAGCCAUCUUACACUCACCUGGGACGAUCAUGAGAGAAUGGUCAUGGACGUCCAGGAUGUCCAACAUUCUACUCACUGUUGGACGUUUGGUCGUAAUGUUCACAAGGCAUAUGUGGCUCAUGCUGACGCAAGAAGUCAUGAAAGGCAUCAUACCCUACCCUAACUCGCUUUAUGAUGCCAUGAAGUGCUGGACAAUAACAAGCAUCGACGAUACACUCGCUUCCGUCGCUUUUGAAGCCUGCAAUGCUGGUUUACAUGACCAUACAGGCGUAACUCCAGGUCGCUUGGGUCCCAAGUCAAGAGCCUUUGUGGACAGAUGCUCAUUAUUUUUUCCUGACCCUGAUGCUCCCCAUAAGAGCAAUGCUCAGUGGUGUCUACUGUGGGAAGGAGAUGGAUACAUCGCAGAAUUCCAUAGGACAAUGAAGACAUUAGAUGGGGAUCAGCAGGAGUCGCUAAAGCAAGGUUUACGUGAUGUAUUUUCUGAACUUCACUGUCUACCUGCGAGUGGUGCGAGGGUGUGGAUCCAAAAGAAGGAUGCCAUAGUAUUCAUAACAAAUCCUGCAUUUUACAGGAUCGACCGCAUUGGAAGAGGGGGCGAGAGUCAGAGGAGAGCUCCAAGAGCGCGUCGGACUAUGAAGGUGAUCAAAGGAAAGCGCAUAUUUGCGGCUGAUCUGAUGGACUCGCAACCAUUUGACACCGAUGGGAAUUUGAGAAGGAAGACAGAGAGGCAAAAGCGUCGGGAGAUUCACAAAAAGAUGACUAUGGAAAAGAGAAACAAAAGGGUACCCCCACCCCCACGUCCUCGCAAGUCCAGGCCAUUCCCAAUGGGUGAAUCAGCACAUGUGGCGACAGAUGAUGAAAUGGAUGUGGAUUAG
Molecule: messenger RNA, 2631 nt
Organism: Suillus plorans
Lineage: Eukaryota; Fungi; Basidiomycota; Agaricomycetes; Boletales; Suillaceae
Exons: 2
Source: RefSeq, a predicted model, not a curated record